This is a messenger RNA of Blastocystis hominis, 945 nucleotides long. RefSeq lists its product as hypothetical. The coding region runs from base 1 to 945 and encodes 314 amino acids. NCBI's taxonomy places the organism in Eukaryota, Bigyra, Opalinata, Blastocystidae. Gene Ontology annotation, biological process: protein dephosphorylation. The transcript has 5 exons. Gene Ontology annotation, molecular function: protein phosphatase regulator activity. The record is from RefSeq and is a predicted model, not a curated record.
AUGUACUGUUCCACUUUGUUGAAUCCUAUUUUGUCAAUGAUUAAGGACGGAGCUCUUUUUCUCAUCCCGCACCUCCAUUGGAUUUUUGGCUUUAUUCCGAAAGAGACUUUCAAGGAAAAGGUGUUUCCCUAUUUGACGCCUCUGAUCAAUAAAGAUGAGCCCUAUAGACUUGAGUUGAUCACGCCCUUAAUCGUCGAAUUGAUGGAGAAUGAUGCUUCUCUUGCUCAGCCUUUGUUCGAUGCCUUAUUGGAAACCCAAAGCGAGUUUGUUUGCAGAUAUCUCAUCGAUCAUUUGUCACCUUCGUUUUAUGAUGAAUCGAUUUUCGACACAAUCCUUUUUCAACAAGAGAAGUUGCAAUCAUCAUGGAGAGUAAUAUUCGUGGCGAGAAAGCAUCGCAAAGGCGAUGGGAACUCUGCUCAAGGCGUUGCAAACCAUUCAUUCCAAUCGUUUGAACGAUCUAAAGCAAUAUGUAGGUCGUCUCUAUACCCUGAUAUUGAGCAUGUUCACUUGUUUUCUGAUAAUGUGCAUGCUGUACGAAGAGCUUGCGCAGCGUCAAUCACGGAUGUGAUGGAUGCACUGAAAAUCGAUGACUUCAAAGACGAAUUGCUUCCUUCGCUCAUUUCUCUCUACAAUUCAAGUGGGAACUAUCAAAUACAAUCGAAUCUGCUUUACACUUUUCAAAACGUUUUACUCUCACCCCUGCUUUCUUCCAAUCAGGACUGGACUACCGAGAUUCAAACCUUGUUGAUUAAAGAGCUCUCUAAUCCAAUUCCCAAUAUUCGAUUCAUCACUUGCAAGGUGAUCGGCAAGACAUUCGAACAGUUUCCUCCCGAUUUCCAGAAGGAAUAUAUUCUUCCUAAAUUGAAAUCACUCACUCGAGAUGAGGAUACAGAUGUUCGCUUCUACUCUUCCAUUGCUUUGGAGCGAAUGGCAGUUGUAUCCUAA